Pieris rapae (cabbage white) is the source of this 12691-nucleotide messenger RNA. RefSeq lists its product as uncharacterized. The transcript has 4 exons. Lineage: Eukaryota; Metazoa; Arthropoda; Insecta; Lepidoptera; Pieridae. Gene Ontology annotation, molecular function: microtubule binding. Gene Ontology annotation, cellular component: ciliary basal body; cytoskeleton; centriole. Gene Ontology annotation, biological process: microtubule anchoring. The record is from RefSeq and is a predicted model, not a curated record. Bases 205 to 12450 code for a protein of 4081 amino acids.
GCGCUCAGACUCCGCGAGACAGUCGCAAACAGCGCGCGCGCAUAAGCGAUUCUCGAACACGAACGACUCUCGCGAAAACAUUAUUUACAUGGCACAAGUUUUAAAUAUGUGAUAAGAUUACGCGUAUAAGAAUAUUUAAUCUCUACUUUUAAGAAUUAUUUAACCACGAAUCUCAAUUUUAUUUGCAUUUGAAAAAGUGACAAAAUGACUAUAAAAAAUAAAAAGACUAAGUCCAGUACUUCGGAGGUGACGUCAUCUAAAAGUGCAUCGAGCAGUGUGCAGAAGACCAGCACUUCUACUUCAGUUCAGAAAAGUAGUAAUACUUUACAGAAGGUCAGUUCUUCUGGCAAAAAGAUUCGCUACAUCGAUGUUAAGGUCGAACAAGAUGACCCAUUAAUGAUAACUGACAUCAGCGAUCAUGCUUCUAUUAGCGGUUCUACUGUCUCUGAACAUUACAACAGCCACCCGCACUACAUUAUUACGGAGGCCCCAUCGGUUUCUGAUUUGUCACAAACUAGAACAUCGAAUGAAAUUCAAGUAAGUGACAUGGCUCAAUCUACUACUGGAGAAUUUGUUUCUAACUCUGUUGUGCAUGAAUCUUCCUCAACAUCACAGCAGCAGCAAACAUCUAGGAGUGAAAAUAUUCAGACAUCGUCAACUGUUGAACAUUCCGGUUCUAGUCAUAGCCAGACAUUUGACAGAACUGCUGAUUCUUCAUCUGCGAACCAAACUCUAAACACGGCCUUUAUUGAUAAUUCAGGCAAUCAGACUAACUCGAGGGGUUCAUUUUUGUCAAGAUCUCAAGGUGCUAAUGCUACUGAUUCAUUCAUUACGUCCGAACGGCAAAAUGUAUCUAAAACCGGACACAGUUCAAACGUGAGUAGCGACUCUUCAAAAGGCAAUGUGAACAUUCGCGGUAAUGAACGGCACAUGAAUAUUCCAGGUGACAAAGUAAAUACCCUAAAAACGAAUCCAAACAAUUUCUAUGGGGGUGAAGGAACCCUAGAUAAGAAUAAAAAAACAAAUGAAUAUAGCAGUACAUCACAUUCCAGUCAAUCAAAGAGCAGUAAUGUUACAAAAUCAUCCUCAUCAUCUUACGUAGUUGAAAUUGUUGAUGGAAAAGAACGUAUAGUUGAUAAAUCUCAAAGAGAGUGGGGAGAUGCAAAAGAACAUGCAACAAAUGAAGAAUAUGUUAGUGUCAGUGGAACGGAUAUAAAGCCGCAAUCUGCCUAUAGUGCCCAAAAUUAUGACAUGCAAUCAAAGUAUGAUUCUGGCAAGGAUGGAGCAAGACCUAUUAACGAAAUGACUGUUAGAGAAGAUUCGAAGUAUGUUAAAGAUGGAAAACAACUGACUAGCCACGAAAGUGUAAUUUCACAAAGUGAUAACUCCAUACAACAACAGUUUACGUCAACGCAGAAUCAGAUUACUUCUGAUGAUCAUUACAAUUCACACGUAGGUAAUUCAUCUCAUAAUUUACAGAAUGUUCAAUCAAAUUCUGAAAAUACUGAGUAUAACACAAUACAAAAUAAAAACAUACAAUCAAACACCUCCUCUUCUAAUAUGCAGCAGAAAGAUAUACAAGAAAAUGUAUCAACUUAUCACCAAAACAGGAAUAAUCAAAUUUCAACAAAGCGUAACGUACAUCAAACAGAUUCUUCUAACUUUUAUGGUUACGAUUCUACCAUACAAGAUCAACUUAGGAAAGUUGGAGAUAUCUUACAGGUUCCAAACACUGAAAAUAUAAACUAUUCAACUAAGAUACUGAAAAGUAACACCAGUAGUGCCCAGCAAGCAUCGUCAUCGUCUUAUGUAUUUGAAGUUGUCGAUGGAAAACAAAGAGUAAUUGACAGCGCACACAGAGAAUGGGGGGAUAGUAAAGAACAUUCAACACAUGAGAAAAGUCAUAAUAUCAGUGGUACCGGUAUUAAACCAGAACAUGUAUAUUCGAGACAGGUGCUGGAUAAAGAGUCGUAUUAUGACACUGGCAAAGAUGGUAUUCCUAAGAGUGCAUCUCAAAUAUCAGAAGAAUCUGCAAUGUAUAAGAAUGGUGUGGAAAUUGCUUCAACGCGAAAUGUAUAUGCCAGUGAUUUAACUAAAAAACAAGCUAUAAUUGAACACCCAUCUGAUUAUGUAGAAGAAAGAUACUUGGUGGAUGAAAAUAAUAGAAGGCAAACAGAUAGUCAAGAUAUCAGGUCUGACAACGUCUCAACUUAUGUUACUGAUUCUGACAAUAUUAGAAAAACCACAGAGCUAAUAACUAAUGAAAAGCAAAAUAUAUCAAAAGAAAGUUCUUCAAAGACUACCAGUGAAACAAAAGAUACCCUGACAUCGUAUGAAAGAAGCACGGGCACAUGGAAUGGUAAAUUUACUUAUGAAACUGAAGAUGACAGACCUAAACGACCUAAGCAAGUAACACCUUUUGGUAGAUCGGACCAACCACGGCACCACUUGAAACGUCAAGAUACUGAAGAAAAUAUAAUAAUAUCAUCUAGGGAUAUUAAAGAUUUCACCUCUAUCAGUGAUUUGCGCAAAAUCAUUGAAACAUCACAAACAAACAAGGAUGUUACCGUAAGCAACAAGAAUAUUGUGAUAAGGAGAAAUAUAGAUGACAGGGUUUUGAAAGAAAUAUUAGAAACUGUAAAAAAGUAUCCAUUUAAAAGAAUUGACAAAGUUACUUUUGGCACAAAGAUAAAUGAGGACGUUAAGGAUUUGUAUGAAGGAAUUGAUACCGAAGAAACGACAGUUUUAAGUACAACAACUGGAGAGAAGGUGAAAAAAUCAUUUGAAGUUGAUAAGACGAGGAGUCAAAUCGAAGUAACAAGAUACAUAACUGAAAAUGGUAUCACAAGGAAAGAAACAACAUAUGAAGAUGCGAAAGAAGAUGAUAAAGUCAAAACAGAUGUGUUUGUCGACAAUAGCUCGUUAGACAUCAGAAACUUGAAGGAUGUCCGCACAACGAAAGAUGUUUACGAAUACGACGUGGUCGAUCACGCAACAACUAAUACCACACGCGAAGAUAUCGUCAGCUCUGUCUAUGAUGAGACCAUCAUAGAUGAUAGAAAAACAGUGCGAGAUGAUACAACGGUUAUCCGCGAAAGAUACACCGACGAGACCAGACCACGUCCCGGUGGUCCCAGGAAACCAGAAAAAGUCUGUAAGGAGCAAUGCAUCUGUGAGAUCUGUACUUGUGGGCGCCACCGUUGCCCACACAACGAUGUCCCGGAGCCAUUGUUCGAUGUGGAGCAUACUACGAGCGUGGUUUCCGCGUACAAGCAGGAUUAUGACGAGAAACAUGUCAGUCGAACAACAGCCGUUCAUCACGAAGAUCAUUUGUAUCUUGAAGGUGAUUUUCAAGAGCCGGAACGUCCUCAAUGGCAGCCCAUCGAACGGCGUAAGCCAACAAAGCCAGAAGACAACCUCAAACCUGAAGGUGAUUUUGAGAAAAGGCAGCCAAACGAAUGGCGUCCUGGCGACCGGGCUCCAGUUCGACGCCCCGAAGACAACUUGAAACCGGAGGGUGAAUUUUCUACACCUGAAAAGGAACAAUGGAGACCUGCAGAACGACAACGCCCUACAAAGCCAGAAGACAAUUUACGACCUGAAGGUGAUUUCGAAAAACGUAAGCCAGAUGAGUGGUAUCCAGGAGAUCGUGCUCCAGUAAAACGACCUGAAGACAAUCUGAGACCAGAAGGAGAUUUUGAAAAGAGAACGCCACACGAAUGGCAGCCUGGUGAUAGAGCACCUAUACGUCGACCACAAGACAAUUUAAAGACAGAAGGUGAUUUUGAAGAUAAACGACCUGAAAAAUGGCAACCCGGAGAUAGAGCUCCAAUCAAACGGCCUGAAGAUAAUUUAAAACCGGAAGGUGAUUUUGAAAAGAGACGGCCAGAAGAAUGGCGACCAGGAGACAGGGCUCCUACACGUCGUCCUGAAGACAAUUUGAGACCUGAAGGUGACUUCACAACACCAGAAAAAGAAUCUUGGCGACCAGCUGAUCGUCAGAAACCCAAAAAACCCGAGGACAAUUUAUUCCCAGAGGGUGAAUUUGAAGGUAGAAAGCCAGAGGUAUGGAGACCAGGUGAUAGAGCUCCAGUCAAGAGGCCAGAAGACAAUUUGAAGCCGGAAGGUGAUUUUGAAAAAAGACACCCUGAAAAAUGGAGUCCUGGAGAUCGAGCUCCAACGCGUCGUCCGGAAGAUAACCUUCGACCUGAAGGUGAAUUCACUACACCUGAAAAAGAGUCAUGGCGUCCUGCUCAGCGUCCAAAACCUAUAAAACCAGAAGAUAAUUUAUUCCCUGAGGGUAAAUUUGAAGACAGAAGACUCGAACAGUGGAGACCAGGAGACAGAGCUCCAGUCAAAAAGCCUGAAGACAAUUUAAAACCAGAAGGAGACUUUGAGGAUAGAAAACCGGAGAAAUGGCAACCCGGAGAUAGAGCUCCAAUUAAACGCCCUGAAGAUAAUUUAAAACCUGAAGGUGAAUUCGAGAAGAGGCGGCCUGAAAAAUGGCGCCCCGGAGACAGGGCUCCUACUCGUAGACCUGAAGAUAAUUUAAGACCGGAGGGAGAUUUUACAACGCCAGACAAAGAACCUUGGCGACCAGCAGAACGUCAGAAACCCAAAAAACCCGCAGACAAUUUGUUCCCAGAGGGUGAAUUUGAAGGUAGAAAGCCAGAAGAAUGGAAACCAGGUGAUAGAGCUCCAGUCAAGAGGCCAGAAGACAACUUAAAACCUGAAGGAGAUUUCGAAAAAAGGCGCCCUGAAAAAUGGAGUCCCGGUGAUCGCGCUCCUACACGUCGUCCGGAAGACAAUCUCAGACCAGAAGGAAAAUUUACUACACCCGAAAAAGAAGUUUGGCGUCCGGCUGACCGCCAAAAGCCUACAAAGCCCGAAGACAACUUGCAUCCAGAGGGAGAAUUCGAAAAACGUAGACCUGAUGAAUGGCAACCAGCUGAUCGGCCUAAACAAAAGAAACCCGAAGAUAAUUUAAGGUCCGAGGGUGAAUUUACUACACCUAUAAAAGAAAAAUGGCAACCAGCAGAGAGGCCACAGCAGAAGAGGCCAGUUGACAAUUUAAAACCCGAAGGUGAUUUUACGACUGAGCGCUCAAUAACAGAUGAUUUCAAAGUUGUUACCAGUGAAAGGGCUAAAAUUAUUAAGCGCACUGAUAAUAUUAUUACUGAAGGAGAAUUCACAGAUACUACAACUUCUCGCAGCGAGUACUCAAUAAAACCCAUGGAAAAAAUUAAAACUGUACGAAGAAAUACAUGGACUAAGCCAGAAGGAGACAUGACAACAGAAACAACUUCACAGUCAGAAUACAUUGAUUUUACAGAUUCUGUAGAGAGAACAACUCUUGUAACGAAAAGAACAGAUAACUUGAUUCAUGAAGGUGUAAUAGACUUCGUUACAUCAAAUCAAACAGAUUAUACAGAAAAAAAUACUGUCAUAACACGACCCCAAAGACGACGCACAUGGACGAAAGAAGAUUUGGAAAAAUUCUAUUCAACUCAAAAUACAGAGACAACAACUACAACAACACAAGAAGAAUAUAAGAUUCGUGAUGAACGAUGGCAUGAACGGCAACAACCUAAAAAACCUAAAGAUAAUCUUGUCCCAGAAGGUGAAUUUUCAACCCCCGUGAAGGAAGACUGGCAACCUGCAGAACGAGUAAUACCUAAAAGGCCUACAGAUAAUCUGUUUCCGGAGGGCGAAUUCACUACUCCCCAAAAAGAACAUUGGCACCCAGCAGAGCGACCAAUACAAAAGAAACCUAAAGAUAAUCUUAAACCAGAGGGAGAAUUCCAACAGCCACAUCAAGAGGAAUGGCGGCCUGCUGAGAAACAAAUACUUAAAAGACCACAAGAUAAUCUUAAACCUGAAGGUGAUUUUGAAACACCGAAACGAGAAGAAUGGCGUCCAUCGGAAAGACCAAAAGCUAACAAACCAGAAGACAAUUUAAAAAUGGAAGGUGACUUCACAACACCUGAGAAAACUAGAUGGACUCCCGCUGAAAGACCUGUACAAAAGAGACCUCAAGAUAACUUAAAGCCCGAGGGUGAAUUUUCUCAACCAGUUCACGAAGAAUGGAAACCAGCAGAAAAGCGUAUUCAAACUAAACCACAAGAUAAUCUUAAGCCAGAGGGUGACUUUGAAAAACCAAAAGAAGAUAAGUGGAGACCUGCUGAACGUCAAACUCCAAAGAAACCACAAGAUAACCUAAGGCCGGAAGGAGAUUUCGAAGUACCAACACAAAAAGAAUGGCGACCGGCUGAACGCCCAUCGCCAACAAAACCAAAAGAUAAUUUAAAACCAGAGGGUGACUUCGAAAGACCAAAAGAAGAUACGUGGAGACCUGCUGAACGUCAAACUCCAACAAAACCGAAAGAUAAUUUAAAACCAGAAGGUGACUUUGAAAGACCAAAAGAAGAUAAGUGGAGACCUGCUGAACGUCAAACUGCAAAGAAACCACAAGAUAAUUUAAAACCAGAGGGUGACUUCGAAAGACCAAAAGAAGAUACGUGGAGACCUGCUGCACGUCAAACUCCAACAAAACCGAAAGAUAAUUUAAAACCAGAGGGUGACUUUGAAAGACCAAAAGAAGAUACGUGGAGACCUGCUGAACGUCAAACUCCAACAAAACCGGAAGAUAAUUUAAAACCAGAGGGUGACUUCGAAAGACCAAAAGAAGAUAAGUGGAGACCUGCUGAACGUCAAACUCCAAAGAAACCACAAGAUAAUUUAAAACCAGAGGGUGACUUCGAAAGACCAAAAGAAGAUACGUGGAGACCUGCUGAACGUCAAACUCCAACAAAACCGAAAGAUAAUUUAAAACCAGAGGGUGACUUUGAAAGACCAAAAGAAGAUACGUGGCGACCUGCUGAACGUCAAACUCCAACAAAACCGGAAGAUAAUUUAAAACCAGAGGGUGACUUCGAAAGACCAAAAGAAGAUAAGUGGAGACCUGCUGAACGUCAAACUCCAAAGAAACCACAAGAUAAUUUAAAACCAGAGGGUGACUUCGAAAGACCAAAAGAAGAUACGUGGAGACCUGCUGAACGUCAAACUCCAACAAAACCGAAAGAUAAUUUAAAACCAGAGGGUGACUUUGAAAGACCAAAAGAAGAUACGUGGCGACCUGCUGAUCGUCAAACUCCAACAAAACCGAAAGAUAAUUUAAAACCAGAGGGUGACUUCGAAAGACCAAAAGAAGAUAAGUGGAGACCUGCUGAACGUCAAACUCCAAAGAAACCACAAGAUAAUUUAAAACCAGAGGGUGACUUUGAAAGACCAAAAGAAGAUACGUGGCGACCUGCUGAACGUCAAACUCCAACAAAACCGGAAGAUAAUUUAAAACCAGAGGGUGACUUCGAAAGACCAAAAGAAGAUAAGUGGAGACCUGCUGAACGUCAAACUCCAAAGAAACCACAAGAUAAUUUAAAACCAGAGGGUGACUUUGAAAGACCAAAAGAAGAUAUGUGGAGACCUGCUGAACGUCAAACUCCAACAAAACCGAAAGAUAAUUUAAAACCAGAGGGUGACUUCGAAAGACCAAAAGAAGAUAAGUGGAGACCUGCUGAACGUCAAACUCCAAAGAAACCACAAGAUAAUUUAAAACCAGAGGGUGACUUUGAAAGACCAAAAGAAGAUACGUGGCGACCUGCUGAACGUCAAACUCCAACAAAACCGGAAGAUAAUUUAAAACCAGAGGGUGACUUCGAAAGACCAAAAGAAGAUAAGUGGAGACCUGCUGAACGUCAAACUCCAAAGAAACCACAAGAUAAUUUAAAACCAGAGGGUGACUUUGAAAGACCAAAAGAAGAUAUGUGGAGACCUGCUGAACGUCAAACUCCAACAAAACCGAAAGAUAAUUUAAAACCAGAGGGUGACUUCGAAAGACCAAAAGAAGAUAAGUGGAGACCUGCUGAACGUCAAACUCCAAAGAAACCAGAAGAUAACCUAAGGCCGGAAGGAGAUUUCGAAGUACCAACACAAAAAGAAUGGCGACCGGCUGAACGCCCAUCGCCAACAAAACCAAAAGAUAAUUUAAAACCAGAGGGUGACUUUGAAAAACCAAAAGAAGAUACGUGGAGACCUGCUGAACGUCAAACUCCAACAAAACCAAAAGAUAAUUUAAAACCAGAGGGUGACUUCGAAAGACCAAAAGAAGAUAAGUGGAGACCUGCUGAACGUCAAACUCCAAAGAAACCACACGAUAAUUUAAAACCAGAGGGUGACUUUGAAAGACCAAAAGAAGAUACGUGGAGACCUGCCGAACGUCAAACUCCAACAAAACCGAAAGAUAACUUAAAACCAGAAGGUGACUUUGAAAGACCAAAAGAAGAUACGUGGAGACCUGCUGAACGUCAAACUCCAACAAAACCAAAAGAUAAUUUAAAACCAGAGGGUGACUUUGAAAAACCAAAAGAAGAUACGUGGAGACCUGCUGAACGUCAAACUCCAACAAAACCAAAAGAUAAUUUAAAACCAGAGGGUGACUUUGAAAAACCAAAAGAAGAUACGUGGAGACCUGCUGAACGUCAAACUCCAACAAAACCAAAAGAUAAUUUAAAACCAGAGGGUGACUUCGAAAGACCAAAAGAAGAUAAGUGGAGACCUGCUGAACGUCAAACUCCAAAGAAACCACAAGAUAAUUUAAAACCAGAGGGUGACUUCGAAAGACCAAAAGAAGAUACGUGGAGACCUGCUGAACGCCCAUCGCCAACAAAACCAAAAGAUAAUUUAAAACCAGAGGGUGACUUCGAAAGACCAAAAGAAGAUAAGUGGAGACCUGCUGAACGUCAAACUCCAACAAAACCAAAAGACAAUCUAAAAACAGAAGGCGAAUUUGAAAAGCCAAAACUUGAUGAAUGGAAACCAGCUGAACGUCAAAAGCCAAAGAAACCACAGGAUAAUUUAAAACCCGAAGGCGAAUUUGAAAAACCUACAACAGAAAAAUGGCAGCCAGGUGAGAGACAGACACCUAAAAAACCUCAAGAUAACCUGAAGCCUGAAGGUAAAUUUGAACGUCCUGAUAAACCCAAGGCUGCACCAGUUGGCGAGCGACCUGUUCAAAAGAAACCCGAGGAUAAUCUUAAACCAGAAGGGAAUAUGGAAGUUAUACGGCGAACUGACUAUACAGCUACCAGAGGUGAUCGUGUCGACGUUGUGAAGCAUGAAGAUCAUCUUAAAAUGGAAGGUAAGAUGGACAUUCAUAGAACAAGAGAUGACUAUAAACGCAUAGAAAAAACUGAGAAAAUCAUAAUUCAAAAACAUGAAGAUAACUUGCGUACAGAAGGCGAAUUUAUUGAUUUGCAUAUUCGAAAUGAUUAUAAUGCUACGAAAGGAGAUAGAGCACCUGUUGUAAAACCACAGGAUAAUUUAAAACCUGAUGGAAAAUUCUACAAGCCUGAAAUUAUUCCGUCCCAACCAGCUGAAAAAAGAAAACCAUUUAAACAUGUUGAUAAUCUAAAAAUAGAACAUGAUCUAGAUUUACGUCAGAAAGUUGACAGAGUUGAUAUUAUAAGAAGAGAAGACAAUUUAAGAAUUGAAGGUGAAUUUAUAGAUAUGAAACAAAAGAAUGAUUACCAAGAAGUUACCGGUGAAAGGUCAGCGAUAGUAAAACAUGAAGAUAAUUUGAAGAUGGAAGGCAAAAUGGAAAAUAUACGAUCUUCAGAUACUUAUCGUCUUGUAAAAGGGCAAAAAGUGAAAUUAACGCGCCGGGAAGAUAACUUAAAAAUUGAAGGAGUUUUUGAAGAUCUUACACGAAAAAAUGACUAUAAUAUAAUUAAAAAUAGUAAACCAGUGCUUAAGAGCAUUGAAAAUGAACCACAUAAUGGUGAACCAAGGCAAUUCACAAAAAUAGACCAGACAAAUGUAGAAAACAAAAACACGCAUUUUACCUCACAACAUACAACUUCGAUUCAAAGAAUUGAUACUAAUGAUAAGCAAAACAAUACUUAUCGACACAGCCAAGGAGGUCCUGGCGAACCACACCAUAAACCUGAUGAGCGACCUGGUUCACGAUCCAGAUAUCCUUCCACUCCAAAGCAUCAGGAAAAUCCAUCUGAACCGUAUUCGCAAAAGCCGUCUGAUAGAAUAAAACCUGUGGAAGAUGAAACCGACAAAUCAAAGUGGAAACCAACUGAUUUUUCAACCCCAAUUGGUAAAACAGGUAAACCAACAUUUAAAUCUCCUACAGAACCUCACCGCGAAAGCCCUAAUAGACAAGGUAGGCAUUCACAUGAAAGACAAGUUGUUGAUUCAGAUACAACUUACAACACAAGGAAAAAUCAAAGUGAUACACAUAUUCACACUAGUAAGGUGUCGGAAUCUAGGCUUCAUACUGAAAAUCAUAAUCAUUCUAAUCGUAUACAUAGGGAUGAAAUUGAUGUAAACAGAACUCAACACAAUCAUCUAGAGAAUGUGCAACAACAAGAAAAUAAUUUCCAGCGGCAUCAACAUCAUGAAAACCACAAUCAAUACGCUCAGCAUCAUCACGGAGCUACGACAAAACACGAAGUUAUUCAUUCACACAUCGAUAACUCUACUUACCGUUCAGAAGACGUUAAGCAUUCUAAAGUGUUAAGUCAAGAUGAAAGAAAUAUUAGACACGGUAGUGUUGAUCGCAUACCGUCGACGAGUUCAGUCGAUCAGAAUAAAUUAAAUCGUACUUCGGCUUCAAUAACUAAACAGAAUGACAAAAAUAUAAUUAAUAAGAGCGAUUCUAGAUCAAUCAAAAAUACGUCAACAUCUUCGACCUCUACAAAAACAAUGAAACAAGUAACUGAAAAGAAAUUAAUAGGGGGUAAAUGGGUAAAUGUGACUAAGAUGAUUGAAGUGAAUAAUAUUACUGCUGAUACGGGAAAAUCACAUCCCAUACAUUCUGAACCUCAGCAGGCGCCUGGAUUAAAAACAGGUGUAAGCGGGAUUACAGGUAGGAUGAUUUCGACGGAACAAAAUAAAUCUUCGUCAAAUCAAUUCCAUUCCUCACAGAAGAAUCAAUAUAAUCGCAAUCAUAGCGAUGUAUUAAAUACAACAUACUCUAUAAAAGGAACCACUGAAUCUGACAAUACCCGACAUCAAAGGCAAAAUGAUACCAGCCAGCAACAACAUGAGAAUAUUUCGUCAUCCAAACAAGUUUCUAGCUCUACGAAACAAAUUAAAUCGACACAUAUCAGCGACAACAGUUCUCAGAUCUCUCAAACAUCUCGGAGCGCUUCAGAUGUACGUAGUGGAGAUCAAAUCCUUGGAAAGCACAUGAUAUAUGAUAAAAGUGACACUACGAAGUUCAUCAAUAAUCGUGGAGGAUCUGGUCACCAACACGACCAUCAAACAUCAACAACACAUGAUAAAAGUGACACUAUGAGGAUAAUAAAUAAUCGUGGAGGAUCUAUUCAGCAACAUGACCAUCAAACAUCAACAACACAUGAUAAAAGUGAUACUACGAGAAUUAUCAAUAAUCGUGGAGGAUCUGGUCAGCAACACGACCAUCAAACAUCAACUAUACACGAUAAAAGUGAUACUACGAGAAUUAUUAAUAAUCGUGGAGGACCUAGUCAGCAACACGACUAUCAAACAUCAACCAUACGAAAGGGUGCAGAUCUUUCUAAUAUUUCCACUGAAAACCACGAACAUAAUACAAAACAUAUUUACGUUUCCAAUCAAAACCAUACAGUAAACAGAAAUCAGUUAAGCGAUAGCGUAACUAAAACUAGCGUUGAGUUCCAAAGAGCUAUGCAUGGUGGGGACAAUUCGCUUUCCCAACAAGAUCACUCCAAUCGAAGUGGAUAUCAUAAGCGUACUUCCGACUUUAUAUCCGAUGCCAAUUCCAGUAACGCUGUUCUUCAUCGCAAAGGAGUAACUUCAAAUACAGAAGCAUAUCACACUACAAGUUCCACCGCAGCAGCACAGCGGAAAAGCAUCAGCAAUUUGUCUGAGCGUGGUGAAUAUAUAAGCAAUUCGACUCAAAGCGCAGACAGGAAGAGUAUCAGCUCAAUGCACAGAUCGGCUAGAGACAACACAGCCGUUACAUCUCAUCACACUGAAAGUGUCGAUACUCGACGUCAACAACGACGGGACGGGCAGUCCACGUUUGUUACAGAGAGACAACCUCGUGCCGUAAUAAAAGAUAAUCUACGCGUUGGCGGUGAGUUCUUUGGCCAAUCAGAAUCCCGGUAUGGAAGUUUUUCUAAGUCGCAACAUGCUCAAAAGAUUGACCGAUCCGAACACAUUGAGAGAGUUGAGCAACACUCGCGACACGGAUCGAAUUCACAUUUCGUUCUCGGAGAUGGGAGUGGAACAAGCUAUAAACAAGAAUUUAGGGGCCACGUUCAUGGAACAUGUCCAGCAACGUUGUUAGAAUCUACGCGGACUCCAUACAAGCAUUCUCGUGAUUCUCGGGAACACAAGUUCUACACUGAAAAAAUAACAGAGAAAAAAUCGUUAUCGUAAACGUUUUAAAACGCAGAAUACUUUUUUCUUUAUAAUUUUAUUUUUUUAUAUUUUACCAUUCCUUAUUAUAUCCAUAUGCUUUGAGUUAAAACCGCGAUUUAAUACUAAUUUUAAGACUAUAAUGUGCCUUUAACUAAACUUUUAAACAAUGUUUAAAAUAAUAAUGUUGCGAUUUUUAUAUAAUUUAUGACAAUUAAUAUAUUUAUAACAAAAUGCCAUGUAAUAAAAUCGUUAUAAAAUA